Messenger RNA from Schistocerca americana (American grasshopper), 693 nucleotides. RefSeq names its product nucleolar protein 58-like. Bases 1 to 693 code for a protein of 230 amino acids. The transcript has a single exon. NCBI's taxonomy places the organism in Eukaryota, Metazoa, Arthropoda, Insecta, Orthoptera, Acrididae. The record is from RefSeq and is a predicted model, not a curated record.
AUGGGAAGAACCCAAAUACGGGAAGAACGCAAAUAUGGGAAAAACGCAAAUGUGGGAGGAACGCAAAUAUGGGAAGAACGCAAUUAUUGGAAGAACACAACUAUGGGAAGAACGCAAUUAUGGGAAGAACGCAAUUAUGGGAAGAACGCAAUUAUGGGAAGAACGCAAUUAUGGGAAGAACGCAAUUAUGGGAAGAAGGCAAUUAUGGGAAGAACGCAAUUAUGGGAAAAACGCAAUUAUGGGAAAAACACAAAGACGGGAGAAACGCAAAGACUGGAGAAACGCAAAGACGUGAGAAACGCAAAGACGGUUAAAAUGCAAAGACGGGAAAAACGCAAAGUCGGGAAAAACGCAAAGACGGGAAAAAUGCAAAGACAGGAAAAACGCAAAGACGGGAAAAACGCAAGGACGGGAGAAACGCAAAGACGGGAGAUUCACAAAGACGGGAAAACCGCAAAGACGGGAAAAACGCAAAGACGGGAAAAACGCAAAAGAGGGGAAAAACGCAAAGACGAGAAAAACGCAAGGACGGGAAAUACGCAAAGAUGGAAAAUACGCAAAGACGGGAAGAACGCAAUGACGGGAAAAACGCAAAGACGGGAAAAACGCAAAUAUGGGACAAACGCAAAUACGGGACAAACGCAAAUGUGGAGAAGACAAAUUCAGGGACACAACAUGACUAGGAGAGGGUAA